AUUGUGGGAUUGGAUGAGUCUCAAGAUGGACAACCGGGAUGUUGCAGGAAAGGCUAACCGGUGGUUUGGGGUUGCUCCCCCUAAAUCUGGAAAAAUGAACAUGAACAUCCUUCACCAGGAAGAGCUCAUCGCUCAGAAGAAACGGGAAAUUGAAGCCAAAAUGGAACAGAAAGCCAAGCAGAAUCAGGUGGCCAGCCCUCAGCCCCCACAUCCUGGCGAAAUCACAAAUGCACACAACUCUUCCUGCAUUUCCAACAAGUUUGCCAACGAUGGUAGCUUCUUGCAGCAGUUUCUGAAGUUGCAGAAGGCACAGACCAGCACAGACGCCCCGACCAGUGCGCCCAGCGCCCCUCCCAGCACACCCACCCCCAGCGCUGGGAAGAGGUCCCUGCUCAUCAGCAGGCGGACAGGCCUGGGGCUGGCCAGCCUGCCGGGCCCUGUGAAGAGCUACUCCCACGCCAAGCAGCUGCCCGUGGCGCACCGCCCGAGUGUCUUCCAGUCCCCUGACGAGGACGAGGAGGAGGACUAUGAGCAGUGGCUGGAGAUCAAAGUUUCACCCCCAGAGGGAGCCGAGACUCGGAAAGUGAUAGAGAAAUUGGCCCGCUUUGUGGCAGAAGGAGGCCCCGAGUUAGAAAAAGUAGCUAUGGAGGACUACAAGGAUAACCCAGCAUUUGCAUUUUUGCACGAUAAGAAUAGCAGGGAAUUCCUCUACUACAGGAAGAAGGUGGCUGAGAUAAGAAAGGAAGCACAGAAGUCGCAGGCAGCCUCUCAGAAAGUUUCACCCCCAGAGGACGAAGAGGUCAAGAACCUUGCAGAAAAGUUGGCCAGGUUCAUAGCGGACGGGGGUCCCGAGGUGGAAACCAUUGCCCUCCAGAACAACCGUGAGAACCAGGCAUUCAGCUUUCUGUAUGAGCCCAAUAGCCAAGGGUACAAGUACUACCGACAGAAGCUGGAGGAGUUCCGGAAAGCCAAGGCCAGCUCCACAGGCAGCUUCACAGCACCUGAUCCCGGCCUGAAGCGCAAGUCCCCUCCUGAGGCCCUGUCAGGGUCCUUACCCCCAGCCACCACCUGCCCCGCCUCGUCCACGCCUGCGCCCACUAUCAUCCCUGCUCCAGCUGCCCCCGGGAAGCCAGCCUCCGCAGCCACCGUGAAGAGGAAGCGGAAGAGCCGGUGGGGGCCUGAAGAGGAUAAGGUAGAGCUCCCACCUGCUGAACUGGUGCAGAGGGACGUGGAUGCCUCUCCCUCGCCUCUGUCAGUUCAGGACCUCAAGGGGCUCGGCUAUGAGAAGGGGAAGCCUGUGGGUCUAGUGGGCGUCACAGAGCUUUCAGACGCCCAGAAGAAGCAGCUGAAGGAGCAGCAGGAGAUGCAGCAGAUGUACGACAUGAUCAUGCAGCACAAGCGGGCCAUGCAGGACAUGCAGCUGCUGUGGGAGAAGGCAGUCCAACAGCACCAGCACGGCUAUGACAGUGAUGAGGAGGUGGACAGCGAGCUGGGCACCUGGGAGCACCAGCUGCGGCGCAUGGAGAUGGAUAAGACCAGGGAAUGGGCCGAGCAGCUGACAAAGAUGGGCCGGGGCAAGCACUUCAUCGGAGACUUCCUGCCUCCAGACGAGCUGGAAAAGUUUAUGGAGACCUUCAAGGCCCUGAAGGAGGGCCGUGAGCCUGACUACUCAGAGUACAAGGAGUUCAAGCUGACUGUGGAGAACAUCGGCUACCAGAUGCUGAUGAAGAUGGGCUGGAAGGAGGGCGAGGGGCUGGGCUCAGAGGGCCAGGGCAUCAAGAACCCAGUGAACAAGGGCACCACCACAGUGGACGGCGCUGGCUUCGGCAUUGACCGGCCGGCGGAGCUCUCCAAGGAGGACGACGAGUAUGAGGCGUUCCGCAAGAGGAUGAUGCUGGCCUACCGCUUCCGGCCCAACCCCCUGAACAAUCCCAGACGGCCUUACUACUGAGUGUUCUGGAAAUACAUACUUUCUGAAUGACCAACCGUCCCUGGACUGUGGAAUGUUCCGGCCUGCAUUUCUGCCCACCCCUUCCGUUGUCACGAGUGCCGUGCCGUGUAAUAAAGUCCCAGUGCUCAUCCACCACAGAUGCCUGGUCCUGUUGCAGGAAGCCCCUCCUGUUAGCAGCGGGAUGCAAGAUGCUGUCUCGGGGCUCUCCUUAUUGGCCUGUGGAGUCUCCAUCCCCGCUCAGCCUGGGUUGCACUGGAGGGGAGGAAGAAAGUUGUUUUCAGCAUAGUAAAGCUGGAAGGCCAGGUGCAGUGUCUCACCCCUGUCAUCCCAGCACUUUGAGAGGCCAAGGCGGGCGGAUCACUGGAGGUCAGGAGUUUAAGACCAGCCUGGCCAACAUGGUGAAAUCCUGUCUCUACUAAAAAUAUAAAAUUAGCUGGGCAUGGUGGUGCACACCUGUCGUCUCAGCUACUCGGGAGGCAGAGGCAGGAGAAUGGCUUGAACCUGGGAAGCGGUUGCAGUGAGCCAAGAUUGCGCCUUUGCACUCCAGCCUGGGCAAGAGAGCAAGACUCUGUCUCAAAUAAUAAUAAUAAUAAUAAAGCUGGAGACUUGGCCACA
Molecule: messenger RNA, 2566 nt
Organism: Homo sapiens (human)
Lineage: Eukaryota; Metazoa; Chordata; Mammalia; Primates; Hominidae
Gene: SUGP1
Product: SURP and G-patch domain containing 1
Exons: 14
Coding region: 14-1951 (645 amino acids)
Biological process (GO): RNA processing
Cellular component (GO): nucleus
Molecular function (GO): mRNA binding; nucleic acid binding; RNA binding
Source: RefSeq, marked validated